Hydractinia symbiolongicarpus is the source of this 4204-nucleotide messenger RNA. RefSeq lists its product as uncharacterized. The record is from RefSeq and is a predicted model, not a curated record. Lineage: Eukaryota; Metazoa; Cnidaria; Hydrozoa; Anthoathecata; Hydractiniidae. The transcript has 11 exons. Gene Ontology annotation, molecular function: zinc ion binding; DNA-binding transcription factor activity. The coding region runs from base 290 to 4186 and encodes 1298 amino acids.
UUUUUUCAACAUUAAUGUACAGAGUAAAAGAUGUCCAUUUGUACACAAAGAACAUAUUAUAGCUAAAGUUUGCAAAGAAAAAAGCUUGGGAGGGGGGAUUUCGACUUUUUGCCACCAGUGAGGAAAAAGUAGAAUUUUUUCAUCCCGCUUCUGUUUCGUAAGCUGUUUGAAAUUAUGCAAGUUCUGUUAUAAUUGAUUGUCUUACAGAGCAUAAACACAUCGAAGGGGAGGUAAAUGUUGUCAUCUCUAACAAGUGGCCAUCUUGCACAAGUAGUCAUUAUGGCAGGCUAUGGCCGAUCCCUUAUCCGGUCAAUGUCUUGAUGUGAAAUGCCCAACCACAUUUGCUGCACAGGAUACAUCACCACAUCAUCUUAAUGUUGUCAGCAGUUUUGAGCAAGAAAUUACUCUUCCACCGUCAUCCCAACUGUUUACAUCAGAUGGAAAUAACGUUGUUGCUUUUGUAAGCUCAGUAAAUGCUCCGUUGGAUAGUCAAGAUGGUCAAACUGUUGUAUUCACCACCCUUCCAAACAUUCAAUGUGCUGAUAGUGAAGUACUAACCUUAGAAACAAAUCAAAAUGUUGAACUACAAACUAGCAAUAUUGAGACAGACGAAAGUUUAAAUACGGAUGUCAUUGUACUGCAACCAAUUGACCAUAACAAUGAGAUAGAAAAUAAUCUGGAACCAAUUGAUCAAUCAACCAUCCUUAUUCCACAAGAUUCUGUAAAUCAAAUGCAGCAAGGAAAUCUACAUGUUUCAUCUGAUACUGACUAUGCUGUUCAUUUUAAGAAUGAAAUGGGUGGCAUGGUAUUAGCAACAAUCCAACCAAUCUCCUCUUUAACGCCUUCUAUGGUUCCUAAUACUAAUCUUCAACUAGAAGUGAAAAAUCCUAAAUAUUUCUGUUUGUCAACUACUGAAGAAGUGGAAGAAGCUAUUCGCAAGCACACUGAAGAAACAUUUUCCCACUUUGUUGUUGCAAAGAAGACGAAAGCCUAUGGAGCACCUGUUACUUCUAUCGAUAUUACUACAAAAUUUCGUAUUCAUUGGCAAUCUCGAGAUUUGACAACAACAGAGGAAUGUGCUGUUCAGAUUCCAUUUGAAGGUGUGCCAUUUAUCUACAUUGGGGAAAAAGCAUAUAUGUGCCAUCUUGGAAGAAGCAAAGCAAGCAAAAACAAACCUGUUCAACCUAGCGAGGAGAGUUUUGAUGCAAAACCAAAAAGACAUCGUUCAAGAAUGACAAAGAAACAAGGUUGUCCUGCAAAGAUUUUUGUCAAGCAGAUUGCUAAAUUCCCACACUUUCGCAUUGCGAAUAACUCUGAGUAUCUGAGAACUCAAAUGUCGCAGAAGUUAAGAAAAUCUCUAUUGUCUAAUAAUGGUCAAAUUGAGCAUAUCAUUCAAUUUAUUGGAACGUUGCCAGACAUAUCAGAACACAGUAAUCAUGAUAUUGGAGAGAACACUCCAGUACGGGAGCCCAUUGAUCCACUCAUUCGAGACAAAAUUAUUGAAUUAUCAUGGGAACAAGGGGAAAAUGCUAUGCCGCGUGAAAUAAAAGAAAUGUUAGAGAACUACGUGGAAAAUAUUCUCUUUAAAGGCAAAACAACCCCUUCAAAGAAUAGACGUCGAUUCUACCCAAGUGAAAAAGACAUCGCUAAUUACAUCUACAAGUCAAGAGUGCUUUCAAAGCUGACGAUCCACGAACAAGACCAGCUUCAUGUCUUAAUUGGCAAUCUAGAACAAGAAAACCCUCAAGAAAAACUUGCCUUCAGGGUUGAAUCUGAAGAUCAUUUUCAGCAUGACCAACACAUAAACGAAACGCAGGAGACAGAAGACAUGAAUAAUCCACAUAACCACACCAACACGACCGAGCAUCGCAUCAUAUUUUCAUAUCAGACCCGCAAUCAACAAAGACUGCUUAAGCGUUAUGGAAAGCAAGUGAUUCUAACGGAGAUUUCCAAGCCGGGCAUGAAUUUACCUUUUCCGUUGUUUGGUGUUUUUGUUCCCACCAACGUGGAUUUUCAAAUUGUCUACUCAUUUGUGGUACAGACAAGAUCAAAACAAUGUUUGAAAGAGGGGCUAACAAGUUUGAUGGAGUGGAAUCCUUACUGGACGCCGAAGUUCUUUGUUGUAGAUUUCUCCCACGAUCAAAUCCAUGUGAUCGAAAGUCUUUUCCCAUCUUGUGUGAUUUCGAUAUCAGAAAUAUCUCGCGAUUUCUGUUGGACUAUGUGGUUAAACCACCCUGCCAAUAUUGCCAAUUUAGUUGGUGACAAGGACGAAGUCUUCGAAAAACUUAACAACAUCGCAAAUUCUUACACUGAAGAAACAUUGAAUAAAGCUGCACAAGAUCUUGAGAAUAGUGAAGUUUGGAAGUUGUCGGAAGAUUUACGGGAUUGGUUUUCAACAGAUUGGUUAGCUGAAGCAAAACGUUGGGUUGUCGGCUACCGGCAUGACGAUUACUUUCCUACUCUGCAUUUUGAAGUGACUUUCACAGAAGAACUGGAAGGUUUAAGAGGGGCGCAUUACACUCACAUAAAGAAUAAAAAAAUCGUGGACUUCUUGAAACUUUUGGUUGAUGAAUUGAUUCCCAGCUUCUACGAUAGAUAUGUCAGUCGGAACAUCCUUGACUAUCGUAAUCAGUGUUUACUCGCGAAGCUUCCAAGUAACUCGCCAUCCUAUUUACAAUACAAGCCUUCUACAGUGAUCAAACACGUGACGGAGCGAAUGAAAGCCAUCAAUAUCAGCGAGUAUACCAUUAAUCAAAUACAGACAGGUUUAUUUUGGGUGCAGAACAAGAACGAACCCGAUGCUACCUAUGCAAUGUGUUUCGGUGACGCAACAACGCUACCAUCUUGCGUAUGUAUUGAUUGGUUGAAAUAUAGGUUACCGUGCAAGCAUAUGCUGGCGGUUUUUCAAGGUUUUAGUGGAUGGGGCUGGGAUAUGCUUUCUUCUCUGUAUUCCGGAAACCCGACGUUAAACAUGGAUUUGUCUUGUUUUGAUAAGAACCAGUUGGAUGAAUGUUUGCGCAGUGCCGACAAAAAAGAAAAGAAUGACAAUGAACAGACUGCUGCGCAAGUGACCACAAACACGACAAACCCAGCAACGUUGUCUAUAGUAAAACCGCUCAUGAAAGUUGGUGGUGUGAAAGCAAUGCUAAAUCCAAUGAAUGUUUUAACUGCAAGUAGUACAAGCGAAGUGGUGUCGGAAGAUGGUCUUCAAUUUCCUACCAAUCUUGUGACGGAUUGCGACACUUUUUGUCAGGAGUUGUCGAACACGAUAAGACAAGUUGAGGACAAGAACAUGCUGCAAAAAGUCAAGCUGGAUUUGCAGUUAAUGCUUAACGAUGUGAAGCUAGAAAUAGCAAAAAUUCCGCAGACCACUAAGCUAGGGGGGAAGAGACCUUCGAUCGACGGGAAUUCUUCUGAGAUAAAUAAGAAAUCGAAGCUAAUUCCCAGUGUAGAUAGAAAUGACGUAAAAGUUAAUAAUUUGCUGGAGAACGAAAAGAAAACAGAUUCGAGUUUAUCAGCAACUGACACUCUUCUGCUGACUGUAAACAACGACGUGGAUGGAAAUAUUUCUGAAAUUCCUAGUACAAACGACCAACAUGGUACAGGUGGCAAUGAUGUACCAGUUGACGAUGACUUAUGGAUCUUUGAUGCUGAGUUGAACAUCAAACUGAAUAAAAAUGAUCAGAAAUGUAUACUUUCGGGAGAACCACUUUCAUUGGAUGUUAUUAAAAGCGUUCAAAAUGUGUUACGUCAUCAGUUUAGCGAUGUUGAAGGUUUAUGUGACCCUGACAUUUUAGCCGAUCACUCUAAAGACAUCGCAAAGUUGAGUAGUGAUAAAAAAGUAGUUCAGUUGCAUAUGUCUGACAGUGGACAUUGGUCAGCUUCUGCAAAAAUUACUGAGAACAUUUUCAUCUUUUGUUGUACUUUAAGUUCCAAAGCUACCGUUAUUGAGCAGAUCUUAAAAAUGACGCCUGAGAAUUGCUUAGGAGAUAACAUCUUGUUUAUCGAACGCGUUGAAAAGGACGAGCACAUUAAAGAGUGUGGACUUUACGCUAUCGCCUAUACUGUUGCUUUUGCCUUUGACAUUGAACCAAGAAAUUUAGUAUUUGAUGAAAGUGGAAUGCGAGCACACUUAGCUGAAUGUUUGGAAGAUAUGUGUUUUUCAAUGUUUCCUUUAAAAACGUAAUAAUACUAACAACGAUUA